Messenger RNA from Stylonychia lemnae, 3237 nucleotides. NCBI's taxonomy places the organism in Eukaryota, Ciliophora, Spirotrichea, Sporadotrichida, Oxytrichidae. The record is from the annotation of a GenBank genome assembly.
AUGCUUUAAAGUAAUAAUGGUAUUCUGUUAAAGGUCAGCAAGUCUAAGUCACGUAAAAGAGUUAUUCAGGCUAAAAAUAUCCAAUUCAGAUAAGAUCAUUAAACUACUUCCAAAUUCUAGUCCUUAUCCCCUGAAUCAAAUAAUUAAGAAGGGACAAGUACAAAGGAAUAAAGUGAGCAAAAUGUGAAUGAAACACUUGGAGUAAUGCUAAAAAACAGGAAAGUGAAACUAAAGACCGAUAUAAAUACUGAGGGAAACUAGAAUGCUCAGCAAACUAUAAAUAUUCAAAAACUUAACAAAAAGAUAGACCUAAAUAAAGACUAAAUUACUAAUAGAGCAACGAGCCAGGCUGAAUUAUAAUCUUAAAAAUCAUCGUUAAUAAAUGAGAAUUUUAGAUAAAUAUCAUAAGAUAGGAGUUCCUAGGAUAAUGAUGCAAAUUAGAUCUAUCAAUAACCAAGUCAAAAAAUAACUGUAAUUGAAUAAAAACAAAAGCAAUAAUCGCCUGAAAAGUCCUCGCAUUCAUAGGUGAGACUUAAAAUGACAGAUCCAAUGAGAAAUGAUCAUACUCCAACAACUGCUGCUAGUAGCAAUAAAAGAGAUAACGUUCAAACUGCUGAAUUAAUUGACUUAUAAUCAGGACAGCCUCUGCAAUCCAGAAAGAAAGUUGAACGAAGAAUUGAUGUUGCGUUAGAGUCUAGAGGUAGCAUAUUUACUGGAAGAGAUGAGCAGUAGAUAUUAUAUUAAAAAAGAUAAAAUGAAUAAAAAGAGAUAUAAGAGGCAUUGAGGUAAUAAAUAGAAGAUAAAAAGAAAAGAUUACAAGAGGAGAAAGUUAAGCAGGAUUAGUUUGAAAACUAGUGGAAUAGUCCAAAAGUUGAUAAAAGAAGACAAUUGGAUUCUCAGAGUGAUUCUUUAUUUUCAGGAAUGAAUAGUCCUAUGUCUGGCACUGGAACUAAAUUCAGUUUCGUAAAUUAGUUUUAAGAGCAUUCCUAGCUUAAUUAGCCUAAUAUUGUGAUAGGAAAGUAUAAUAGUUACAGAAACGGUGUUCUUAAAGAUAUUCUUGAAGAGGAAAAAAGUGUUGAAACCACAACACUUCAAGGUAUGAGCCCUACCUUUGUAAGAAACUAGCAAAGUACCCCUUCAGAUAACUAAGAAAAUAACUAAUAAAGAUUGAAAUCUAUAAAUAAGAUUGAAGUUGGUAAGUUUGAUUUAAAAAAGUCAGGAUCCCAUUCUAAUCUAAUUCAAAUUACUAAUUAACAGUAAUAAAACAGAGAGUCUACUAAAAAAAUAAAAUUAAGUAAAAACUCGAGUACCUCUAGCGUUGUCUAAGGUGCAUAAGGAAUUAUAAAGUAAAGGGCUUCAAGAGCUGGAGUACUAAGUCCAACUCAACAAGAUACAUAAGAUACUGAAAACUCUCAAGCAAAGGUUAUUCCAAAGUUAUAAUAGGCGCAUGUAGAGUCGCAAAAUCAAAUUGAUGCAUUGUCUUCUAUGGUUGAAUAGCUUUUAGUCGAGCAAAAAAACUUAAAAAAUAAGAUUAAUUUGCAAGAGAGAUUAUUAGAGGGACAUUUAGGGUCUAAAGAGGAUGAAGAUCAAUCAGCAUAGACUACUUAAAGAAACUCCUCAAGAGAGUUCAAGAUUCGUAAAUCAACCUCUAAAGGCUCGAUUAUGAUGAAUUAGAAAAAGUCAUCAAAAGAUAAUCAUAUGAGACCUGAUGACAGUUUAGAAAAAGAUAACGAUCAAAUUGAGCUAAUUUAAAGAAAUCUAAUUCUAAAUCACCAAAUCAAUCUUAAGAAUCUGAACCCAGAACAUCCUCCAAUUAUCUAAUCAUAAUAGGAAUUGCUUGCUAAUUAGAACAAUCAGAAUCAAAGAUAUAAUAACCGGUAGAGUAACAAAAUGUAAUUCCUUGAAAGAAAUGAGAAACUUAAGCAGAAAAAUCAUCUCAUUAAGUUUGGUCCAUCAAAUUAAGGAGCUAAAUAAAAAGUUUAAUCUCUUGAGCCAAUUAGAGAGUCUCUUGAUAAGACUAAUACUCAAUAAAGCCAAAUAGUAGAUGAAAACAUUCUUACAAACAGUAUACUUGAGCAAAGAUUUAAUGUGGCUAAAAGUAUAGAUGCCCUUCAGACAAAUAAUCAAUUAAAUCAAAGAUAGCUAUUACAAGGAUCAGUUUAAGGAAUGAAGCCUCAUUAUAGCUCACAAGAAAAUUUAAAGUUCUCAAAUAGCGUAAAGCAUACUCCAAAUAGUAAUUUGAGGUAGCCAGAUAAUGGACUUAUUGGGGGUAACUCGAACAAUCAAAAUCUAGAUUUUGCUGGUUAAAGCUAGCUGCUAUUUUUUUCUGAAAAUGUGAAGAGCUCAGGAUCAAACUUUUUACCUGAAAUUAGAAAAAAUAAUGUGCCUCAGGCAUAAGAAAAUGUAAGAAACCCAUCAAACUCAAUGGAGAGAUUCGAUAGUGCUAAUUUUAGAAAUAUGCAAUAAUCAAAUUUCAAAAUGUACACUAACAUUGAGCCGAGCAGUAAAAAGGCUACAAAGCAAUAAAAAAGGAAUGAAGAUAUGGAGAUGAUAAGCUCAAUAAUGAUGCCUGAUUCAAUAGUAUUAGAGUAAAAUUAAAUGAGGCCGGUACAAAAUAACCUUAUUAAUUCGUAGAAAUUUGUCUCCUCAUCUGGUGGGGAUACCCAAAACAAUUUCUUCAGAUAGCCAUCUAACAGUAUCCCUCCUCAUUAAUACUUAUCAAUAGAAAACCAUGAAGAUAGUGAGCUCAAAUAAACUUAAAUCAGCAAUGUGAGCAUCAAAAGUAAGAAAUCACAAGGAAGCAACAAACUUAGCCUCAAGGAAACAGCAAUAUUCGGCAUGAAAAAAUCUGGAUAAAAAUUCUACAAAACGAAUCCUUAGUAAAAUCAGAUCAAUCUCGCAGAUAGAUUGACCUUCUCAAAUUUCAAUAAAGACUCUAAUUUUGAACCGAUCUUGAUUGAGUAGUCGCAACAAGCAUUCUAUUAGAAUGUUGCUGCUCCACCUUCGAUGCAAAAGAGAUAGAGUCCUUCUCCCAGUAGUCAGAACACUCAAACUAACCAAUUUAGAAUAUCUGCAAAUGCACCAAUGAUGAUUAUAAAAAAGAGCUCUAGCAAUCAAAGGCUAGCGCCAAUUGCACUUAUAUAGAAAAAGAUCACUCCAAUAAAAAAGAAGUUCCCGCAUGAUUUCUUUGGGGGAUCAGGACCUAUUAGCCGAGGUAACUAUGAUGAUCACGAGUGA